ACGCAUACAAAACUGACCGACACCAAGCCGGAUUUUACACCAUAAACAAACGCAGCCUAUCAAAAAAACAGUAUUAGUGAAUAUUCCUUUUCUUCGAUGAUAAAUUAGUUUCGACCUCAGCCACGUUCCGAGUCGGAUGACUGGGCGACAACCGAGUUUUCCACUUUUGAAACAAACCCUAAUUUUUCCUGGAGCUCCAGAAACCCUAGAGGGUUUAACACUUCAACUUCUUUCCAAUAAAAAGCCUCUCUCCCAUCAAUCAGCAAACCUCGGACCAGGACUCCCCCAGUGUAGUGCAGAUAUCGAAGAAAUCGUCUUGCUUCAAGCCAUGACUCUGGUCUUGCAUGCGGGGAACACUAACAAGAAUGCCUUUAAGGCACUAAUUGCUGCAGAGUACAAUGGGGUUACAGUCAAAUUGGUCCCGAAUUUUGAGAUGGGUGUCUCGAAUAAAACUCCCCAAUUUCUUAAGAUGAACCCAAUUGGAAAGGUUCCUGUAUUGGAGACGCCUGAUGGCCCCAUAUUUGAGAGCAAUGCUAUUGCACGCUAUGUUGCACGUUUGAAGGGCGACACUCCUCUUUAUGGCUCUUCCCUGAUUGAAUUUGCUCGUAUUGAGCAGUGGAUUGACUUUGCUUCAUUGGAGAUUGACGCUAAUAUUUUGAAGUGGUUCAUUCCCCGAGCUGGGUUUGCAGUAUACCUUCCUCCGGCUGAGGAAGCUGCCAUUUCUGCAUUGAAGAGAGCCCUGGAUGCCCUGAAUAAACACCUUGCUUCAAACACUUUCCUUGUUGGACACUCUGUUACUCUUGCUGACAUUGUAAUGACAUGUAACUUGUCUUUGGGAUUCAGUCGUGUCAUGACCAAAAGCUUUACUUCGGAGUUUCCUCAUGUUGAGAGAUACUUUUGGACCAUGGUUAAUCAACCAAACUUCAAGAAGAUAUUGGGGGAAGUAAAGCAGGUAGAAUCUGUUCCACCUGUUCAGUCAGCAAAGAAGCCUUCUCAGUCUAAAGAACCUGCAAAGCAUAAGGCAAAGGAUGAACCGAAAAAGGAAACCAAGAAAGAACCUGCAAAGCCUAAAGUAGAAGAGCCUGCUGAAGAGGAGGAGGCACCCAAACCCAAGCUGAAAAAUCCUCUUGAUCUGCUUCCCCCAAGUAAGAUGAUAUUGGAUGAGUGGAAGAGGCUCUACUCAAAUACAAAAUCCAACUUCCGCGAGGUUGCCAUUAAAGGAUUUUGGGACAUGUUUGAUCCUGAUGGAUAUUCUCUCUGGUUUUGUGAUUACAAAUACAACGAUGAGAAUACUGUUUCAUUUGUCACGUUAAACAAGGUCAGUGGUUUCCUGCAACGGAUGGAUCUGGCUCGUAAGUAUGCUUUUGGCAAGAUCUUAGUUAUUGGUUCAGAGCCACCAUACAAGGUCAAGGGAUUGUGGCUCUUCCGUGGGCAAGAGAUUCCUCAAUUUGUACUUGAUGAGUGCUAUGACAUGGAGCUCUAUGACUGGAGAAAGGUGGACAUCAAUGACGAAGCCCAGAAGGAGCGUGUUAAUCAAAUGAUUGAAGAUGCAGAGCCUUUUGAGGGAGAAGCUCUGCUGGAUGCUAAAUGUUUCAAGUGAUGAGCCAAUUUGCCACUUCUUACCCUUAUCUAUAAGGGUAUGUUGUUGAGAUGAUCUCAUGAGUCUUGUUUUUCUCUUUCUAGAGAUUUGUCCCCCCCUCCCCCCCCACAUACCAAGUUCCUUUUUUCCUUUUUUUUUUAUCUUUUUGAUCAGUUCCCUUUUUUCUUUUAAACAAAUUAGAUUACCUCCUUUUAUAGUCAGGGAUUUAGGUUCCAUGACAAUGUUGAGUGUAUGUUUGUUUCGGUCACAAUUCUAAUUUGUUGACAAUGAUUUAUAUGAUGUUUGCCUGUCUGGAAGGGUAGAAUGGUAAAAAGACAAUGUUGGAGAAUGGCUACUAAAAGAUGGCUAUAGUGGGAAUAUUAUUUUAGAUGUUUUUUACCUUGUGCAAAACCGAUGUAAUUGGUAAUCAACAGAAAAUAAUAGAAUGUGGAAGCACAGUGAAAGGUGGUCUAGUGCUUUCUACCCUU
Nelumbo nucifera (sacred lotus) is the source of this 2067-nucleotide messenger RNA. Its product is annotated as elongation factor 1-gamma-like. Gene Ontology annotation, molecular function: glutathione transferase activity; translation elongation factor activity. NCBI's taxonomy places the organism in Eukaryota, Viridiplantae, Streptophyta, Magnoliopsida, Proteales, Nelumbonaceae. The record is from RefSeq and is a predicted model, not a curated record. Gene Ontology annotation, biological process: translational elongation.